Molecule: messenger RNA, 1862 nt
Organism: Syngnathus typhle (broad-nosed pipefish)
Lineage: Eukaryota; Metazoa; Chordata; Actinopteri; Syngnathiformes; Syngnathidae
Gene: rflnb
Product: refilin B
Exons: 3
Coding region: 341-964 (207 amino acids)
Biological process (GO): negative regulation of chondrocyte development; negative regulation of bone mineralization involved in bone maturation; actin filament bundle organization
Cellular component (GO): actin filament bundle
Molecular function (GO): filamin binding
Source: RefSeq, a predicted model, not a curated record
GAACGGCCUCUGAGGGAAAAGUUUGAAGCGCAGCCGCGGGUCUAAUCAUGUCUAACUUUACCCUGUCCGGUGAUCAAAUGUAGUAUGCACUUGUAUAUACAAAUGUGAGCAUUCUGAUUACUGUGCUAAAGGACUAAGGUUACAAAGGUUAGUGGGAAUGUUUGUCUUUAUUUUUCUUCAUUGCAAGCACACUUGCAAGUAGCUCGGGAACCAAUGAGACGUGACCGCGGGGAACGUAUAAAACGACGCAAACUGAGGAAGCUGCGUUUUGGAAAUAGUCCUCUUUUGCAAUAAGUGUUACCGGCUGCUGGUGUAUCACAACUUCUCACUUGAGAAGGAAAUGGUCGGACGGUUGAACUUUCCAAAUGUUUGCGAAGAGGACCCGCUGGGCAUGAGCUGCCGGGCGGACAGGGGGCUAGACAGCCCGGACUCCGGGUUACCGCCGAGCCCGAGCCCCAGCGUUUGGCUAAUGCAUCAGGACAAACAUGCCCGUGGCGUCAGUCCGAUACCGACGGACGAAGGAUCGCAGGUUGCAGCUUUGUCCUCUGGGUCCUUCCAGCCUUGGUCCUAUGGGGAAGGUAUAGCAAUUGAGCCUUUACCUCCUAAAGAAGUAAGGUACACCUCCUCAAUGCACUAUGACUCGGAUCGCCACUUCAUUCAGAAGGUGGUCCUGCAGCCGUGGGGUCAGGGCCUGGAACACUGCACGCAAACCAUCACUGCCGUGUCCUACAGCACCUGGCGUCGUUAUAAGACACAACUGGAUUUCCAGCUCCGCUACAGGCCGCAAAGUUUUACUAGCACCAUCAUCAUCUACCCCAAGAAAAUGAGCGGCAAGUAUGUCACAGAGCUGAGCUACGAUCGCCACCGACAAGCCAGACGUUUCCUCUCCAGUGUGGAGUUGCCGGUAGCAGGAAGCUACCUCAGUAAGACAGAAAAGGUCAUUUCGAUCAGUCCUGUUUUGUAACCUACCCCUAGGCUGGCUGUCGCUGACCCUGCUGUACAUUUGAGUUGCUCGUUAACAUUUUCUUAAUUCAUGGCACUGGUCCAGAAUCACAUGUGCUGUGUUACAUAAAGCAAAAAUGUAGACAUAGUCGGAGGUGGAGCUUUUACCUAUUCAUUCAUUAUUCUGCCAGUGGGUGAAUCGUUCAUUAGAAAUGACCUUUAUAUUAAUUUCCAGAAAUAUUGUAUCCGUCUUAGUGUUUUUACAGGUCUUGACCUACCAAGGCUAAUGACUUGCCCUCCAUUGAAGGCUCCCAUCAAGUUGGCCACUGCCUGAUGUUUAACAUUAUUUUUAAUGAGAGCAAAGACAAUGACAACUGUACUAGUUAAGAAAAGGGAUAGAAAUUCACUAUCGUGCAGGGUUUUGGUGCAUCCUAAUUUAGCAUUGCUAAGAAAUCACUUAAGAGAACCACACUGUACAAAGGAUAAUUAGCUAUGAGGGUUUUUUUUGUUUAGUUUAUUUUUGGUUUUUUGCCUUUCUGCACUAAAUUAGCACAAAAUAAGCUCUUAGCUUUUAUUUUAGACAUUGACAAAUGCAUAAUACUCAUGUCUUUGGAUUACAGUAACCAUUCAGUACGAGUAAGCUUUUGUAUACAUGAAUUGUGCAUGUGACAUGGAUGGAAUAUGAGUCUUAAUUGAAGUGACAAAUACAGUAUUGUUUCUCUCACUGGCCUACAAGGGAAAGGUAACACUGCAUUCCACAAGAGAAAUGUGUAUUUAUUUGUAAGUUUAGAGGAUUUAUCAUCUGAUAAAUGUAUUUUGUCAAUAGAUAUACAGUAUUUGCGGGGUGCCUCACUAAUGUUUCAUAAUGUUUGCUAUUGCUUUGGUGCCAAUUUUUAAAUAAAAUGAUUCAUGCUCACCUA